AUGGCCAUUCAUGAAAUGGGGAAUGGAUAUAGUAUGAAAGUUACCAAUAGCUCCAGGGGAAAAGUCUUCAUGCUGGUGAUGACUGAUUAUUUCUCCAAAUGGAUCGAAGUUGAAGCCUUCGUUCAGGUAAGAGACAAAGAGGCAGUAUCAUUCAUUAAACAUAAUAUCUUGACCAGGUUUGGGAUCCCGGCUGAGAUCAUAUGUAGAUCCCAAUUCAUAAGCAAAAUGAUAAGAGACUUUUGCACAAGUUGGGGAAUUAAAAUAAUAACGUCCACUCCUAUUCAUCCCCAAGCUAAUGGUCAAACAGAAUCCAACAAUAAAAUCAUAGUAAACAACUUAAAGAAAAGAUUGGACAAGAAGAUGGAAGAUGAGAAGAAGAGCUUCCUUUCGUCUUAUGGGCAGAUAGGACUACUUCUAAAGUAG
This is a messenger RNA of Lactuca sativa (garden lettuce), 423 nucleotides long. RefSeq lists its product as uncharacterized. The record is from RefSeq and is a predicted model, not a curated record. Gene Ontology annotation, molecular function: nucleic acid binding. Gene Ontology annotation, biological process: DNA integration. NCBI's taxonomy places the organism in Eukaryota, Viridiplantae, Streptophyta, Magnoliopsida, Asterales, Asteraceae.